AUGAGUGAAAAAAGGAGGUUGCGUGGGGCUGGCCCUUUCCAUUGCUCAUUUCCUGACUGUGGAAAAUCGUUCUCGAGGUCUGAUCACUUAACUCGCCACAAAGCUAACCACACAUCGAACAAGAUAAAAUGCGAUUGGCUGGGAUGUGGUAAAUUGUUUACAAGGCUAGACGUCAAGAGGAAGCAUGAAAGCAGGCAUAUCAAAGUGAACGGCGAAAACUAUACCAAACCAGAAAAUAUUCUCGGUACGAACGGAGUCAGCUUAAAAUCGCAUUGCAAAACUUCAAAUACGAUAGGUCACAAAACACCGUCUACAUCGUCUAAUGAAAAUGCAAUUGCUGAUGGUUCGGAGCAAAGGCGCCCUUCCAAAUCAAUGAAAUCAGCAGAACCGGCCUCACAAAGAUUGCCUGGACCCAUACUUGUUGAUUUUUACACUAAUGAAAAAGAUCAGGCAAAUAAAGUUUCCGUGAGUACGGAAGCUAAUCACAACGAUCUUACCCAGGCUCCUCAAUUUCUCCAGGAAGAACCUUUUACACGAGAGUUAAACUGGGAGGCUACGGAUAUUUCCUCGGAGAAUAAAAGAUCAAAUUCCGAGUUCAAUCUUCCCCCGCAGUCUUUUCAAUGGCUACUCAGCGAUCCCGUCAACUUGUCACCGCCCUGUGGAAGAUUUUCGAACCAACCCGAAAACGGCGCCUUUCACGUUUCCUAUGACGAUCUUUUGGGCCCUUCAACAUUGACUAUGCUGCAAGAGAUUUUCGCCGUAAGUCCCGACUUUCCUAGUGCCGACGACCAAACAAAAAUGGACGAAGGUUUACUUCUAAUGAUGGCGAAACAUAUUCCAGCGCUGAGGGGUCACCCAGACUUUGAGGCGAAGAAGUUUGAAGGAUUCCUAGAGAUCUACUGGCUUCUCUAUCAUAGUCAAUACCCUAUUCUUCAUAGACCUUCCUUCUGCACCCACGAUGCUGAGGUAGUGCUACUUCUUAGUAUGAUCAUGAUAGGCGCCUCAUUUUCCAAAAAAACUUUGGUGGACGACCAUCUCGCACUAAUAGAUCCAGACGGUUUGGCUGAAUUGAUAGCCGAUCCACUGAGGUGGUUAAUAUUUGCUCACGAGCAAGCCAAGCCACCCUGCAAAUCGUGGGUUAUUCAGAGCUUGAUAAUGUUAGAAACAUUCGAAAUUACAAGCACUUCUAGGUAUCUUCACGAAAGAGCUUGUAUCUAUAACGGAGCUAAAGUCCAGCUUCUGAGGAGAAGCCCUAUCCUAGGGGGGGAUCCACUAAAAGAGAUUGGUGCUGACGUUAGCCGAUCAAAAAAAUUGUGGAGUACUUGGAUUGAGAGUGAAUCAAUGAAGAGAGUAGCAUUAAUGUCUUUCUAUAUUGACAGUAUUCAUGCUAUUGUUUAUGGUCAUCCUUUAAACCUCUUUGCCAAUCAAAUAAAACUUUCUCUGCCAUGUCCUGAUGACCUUUGGGAAUACAGCGAUGUUGACAGACGCAGUGCGCCUCUCUCAGUUGCCAAAUCGCUGCUUUUUGGUGAAGCGCUACAAAAACUGUUGCAGAAAGAGGAAAUCGAAGUUGGCCCAUUCAGCGGGCAAAUAUUGUUAGCUGGCCUAAUUAAUUUGAUGCUUCAAAUCGAGCAAAACGUAUCCCAAUGGUCAAAUUUCGGAUGGAACAACAUACAGGAAAAUUGGAGAGGUACAAUCUCAUCUGCAUUAGAAUUUUGGAGAGCUGAAUUGCCUUCCCAAGAUUGCUGUCUAACGACUUCCAGCGUCUACUCCAAAGCGCCCGACUCUUCCCAUUCUUCCCUUCCGUCUUCCCUAAAACUUACUGACACACGCUGCAGCUGCCCAGUUUAUCAUGCAGCUCACAUUUAUUUGAAAAUAGCGCAUUACGACUACAUCGUUUAUGCAGGAGCCCCCAAAAGAAUGAAUGUUCCCAUUUUGGAAGAAGACUACGAAGUUGUUGUAAAAAGGAUAGGCAAAUGGGCAAAAUCUCCGGCAGGUCCGCUGUGCGCUAUAAACUCAUUGAUAUUGCUUUGCGAAAUUUUGCUAUCGCCAGAGGAUUCCAUGCAAGCUGCCAGUUACAUUUACGAGCCUAAUAAAGACCCAUUCAUAUACCGGCCCAAUAUUGUCAUUUCUGCAAUCCUUUCACUAUGGGCUUAUGCGUUUUAUUCUUUCGGCCCCGAAUCUCUAUUCAAGUCUGCAUCAUCUAAAUUCAAAAUUUUCGAAGACUGUACUCCAGCAAUGGAAGACGGCUCGACCUAUCUUGGCCGGAUUCGGAAUGAGUUUAAAAUGUUGACGGGGGCUUCUUUUGCACAACUGAAGCAUAUGAAUACGAAGGAUCACUCAGCUACAAUACAGAAGUAUUACAGGGCAUUUCCGAAAUUAAAGAAAGUAAACUACUUGGUUGGGUUGUUAAUUUCAUUAAGAAAUGGCUACAUGAAGUGUAAGUGGGAAGUUGGGCGAGAAUACGCUAAUUUGCUGAAUAACUGCAUCGAACGCAGUUUAGGAAGUGAAAUAAUCUUUUGUCGUAAUAUGUACGAAGUUAAUAAUUAA
Messenger RNA from Lachancea lanzarotensis, 2547 nucleotides. It is a transcript of the gene SDD4, whose product is annotated as LALA0S01e19350g1_1. The transcript has a single exon. Gene Ontology annotation, biological process: regulation of transcription by RNA polymerase II; DNA-templated transcription. Bases 1 to 2547 code for a protein of 848 amino acids. NCBI's taxonomy places the organism in Eukaryota, Fungi, Ascomycota, Saccharomycetes, Saccharomycetales, Saccharomycetaceae. Gene Ontology annotation, cellular component: chromatin. The record is from RefSeq and is a predicted model, not a curated record. Gene Ontology annotation, molecular function: DNA-binding transcription factor activity, RNA polymerase II-specific; zinc ion binding; RNA polymerase II cis-regulatory region sequence-specific DNA binding.